GAGAAUAUCAUAAAAUGACUACUACUAUGAAAACUUUUGUCGCAUUUGUUUUGACUGUCUUUUUUAUUAUGUCUUCUGCUCAUUGUCGUACUACAACUGGUGGUAGUCCGGGGUAUGGAAUAGGGGGGCGUACAAAAACAUGCUUUACACCAGCUUUAUGUAUUUAUCGUGGAGUCCAUGGGUGCGAUAGUUAUUGUAAAACUAAAAAUUUUGAUUACGGCUAUUGUAGACAAGAACAUUGUUGUUGUGUUAAUUACUAAGAUG
Molecule: messenger RNA, 264 nt
Organism: Arabidopsis thaliana (thale cress)
Lineage: Eukaryota; Viridiplantae; Streptophyta; Magnoliopsida; Brassicales; Brassicaceae
Product: Molecular chaperone Hsp40/DnaJ family protein
Exons: 2
Coding region: 15-260 (81 amino acids)
Cellular component (GO): extracellular region
Source: RefSeq, marked reviewed